GGCGCGCAAGCCAGUUGGUGGCGAGACUUCGCCCGCGCAGCUUCCACCCUUUGAAAUUCAACUUCAUCGGCACAGUUGAACUCCAAGAUCGGUGUUUUCAUUCCACUCAUUCCCAAAGUUACCUCAACAAUCAAAUUUGAGAAUCAAAUGAGCAAAAAAAUUAAGUAAUCAGUGACUAUAAAUUAUCGUAAUAAGACAUUAAAAAAAUUUCUGCAUUUGUUUUUCUCCUUCGCUUGAUGCCAAUUGAAAAGCAACAAUGCGGGGGCUCGCAGUAUUCAUCAAAAUUGUCUUAAUGACUGCAGUGUGCAAUGCAAUCCAGAGUUUUGACGAAACACCACAAUACACAGAGGUAAAUCCCGGACAAGAUGCUAAACUCAUCUGUCGAGUUAUUGGGAAACGUGGCACAUGCAUAUGGCAGAAGGAUCAAAAGCCGAUUGGAAUGCACCUCCAGAAAUACGAAUGGGUGGGUUCUCCGGACGUUGGUGACUGUUCCCUCUGGGUGAGAGCGGCGACCCUUGAAUUUGACGAUGGUCUUUGGCAGUGUCAAGUAACACCGAGUGAUUUCACAUCGCAGGAUGCAUUAACCUCAGAACCAGCGAGACUCGUUGUACGAGUGAGCCCUCAUCGUCCGCAGAUAGAGUACGCCGGUGCAGUAAUUCUACCCGGUGGAAAUGUCACAGCCCGAGCAGGUGAGACUGCAACGCUCACUUGUACGGCCCGAUAUGGCAAUCCUCCGCCUCUGAUUAAAUGGUAUUUGAGUCAUACGGAGCUGAGACCGCAGGGAUCCCAGAUGAAUACAACGGAGACUGAUAAUCCACGUACGUGGUCGACAAAGAGUAUCUGCAAUAUUGCGGCUGAUAGAUCCAGAUAUGGGCAGAUGGUGCGUUGCGAAGCCAUUCAUCCGGCCUACCCCAUGAUGUCUUCGAACACCGACGUUCGAUUUGAUGUUAAAUAUGCACCAGAGACACGAUUGGUCGGAGUUCCACCUGGACAAUUGGAAGAGGGUCGUGAUAAACUGGAAAUUCGAUGUAUAGCUAAUGCCAAUCCAACCGCUUCUAUUGUCUGGAAACGUGCUCAAGGAGCCGACAUGGAGGCCGUAAGCAACGGGGAAACACUGAUGUAUUCUCCGAUUCAUAGAAAUCAAGCCGCGACCUAUGUCUGUGAGGCGUCAAAUAGUGAGGGUGAAAGCAGUCCGCUAUCCAUCCAAAUAUCAGUCAAUUAUCCACCGAAGAUUGAUUCAGUCGGUCCAGAUAGAUUGUCAACAGCUCUCCUCUACUCUGGUGCAUCAUUCGAAUGUCACGCGGACGCGAUGCCCCCCGCCGAGUACAGAUGGGAGCAAGUAUUCACUGACGGCCGUCCACCAGCUGAAUGCGGUCGGGGUCCGCGUCUUAUCCUCACAAACGUAACGUACGAGCAACAGGGUCAAUACAUAUGCCUCGCAUCUAACACGAUAAACGGAAAGCUCCGGGAAGUCAAAAGCUCACCAGUAUCUCUGGAAGUCGUUGGUGCCCCGAGGGUGGUGAAGCCGCUGAGCAACGAGAAAUACAUCGUAUCUACGACAGAAGGCAGUGCCGCGCGAUUGGAAAUCAGAUUGUGCUCUAAUCCAAAACCCCGUCUUGUUGCAUGGGAAUGGGGCAGUACGCGGCUUCACGCUGGUGAAGUUCUAGAAUCGCGAUACCGAGCACUGGAUCUACAUCCCUUACCAAUGGAAGACUGCUACUUAGCAAUUCUGGAAUUUACAACAACCAAGAGAGAGGACCAACGGGUAUAUUACGUCAUCGUGGAAAAUGAGCGUGGAAGCGACAGACGAGCUCUGAUGUUGCGCGUAAAUGAGCCGGGUCAGAUUCCCCUAGUCAUCGGCGCCGUAGCUGGUUUCACUGUUCUCGCCGUCUUGGUAAUGGGCUUCGUCUGUUUUAUGCGAUCAGACAGAUGCUGCGUGCCCAGAAACACAGGUCCAGCACUUCAGCAAGUCCAUUGUACAAAAGCAUCUAAUGCUAUGAUAGAGGAUCCAAGACUAACAGUGGACCCAAUGGACCGUACGUCGCAACAGUUCGCCUCGGAGAAGCGCCAGAAUCACGUAUUGAAACCCGUCCCAACUCAACAGUACCAACAAGACUGCUAUCAGCUAAGCAGACACGAACCAUCGCACGAAUCACACUACCAGAGGCAUAUUCAUCACAGUCAGGGUCUUCAUGGACCCCAGUACACUCUCCAGCGUGGAACUGGCCUCAAGACAGAAAGACUCAAUGAAACAAAUUCAAUCCGCAACGUUUCGCGACCUCGUUACAGGACCUAAGACCUUUAAACUGUUCAACAACUUCAGUCGGUGGUACUGAAGCAACAUAGUAUUAUUAAUGGAAUCGCUCAACCGAGCCAGUGACGCUCUUCCAAAUGUGUAACUAAAUCAAAAUGACAUUAUUAUUGUUAAUGAUAAUAUUAUGCAAAAGUGAAAAUGAAGAGAGGAUAAUUUAUUAACGGUGACACGUUCAGACUGCCCAAGCGUCAACUUCCAGAGAGAUUUCAUUCAUUUGUAUUAUAUAAAUGCAUUUCGAUGGUGAACUGCUGACUGUAAAAAUUUUUGUGACAAUGUGUAUUAUUCAAUUCGAGAUCAUUUUUCUACUCGAAUCAUCGAACUUUUAUUCACUGCCGUAUUUUAAGAUUAUUCUGGGGCUUGCCAACAGCCGAAUUAUUGUGUUCAAAUGGGAUCUGUUUGCCACUACAGACUUAUGCGCGGAGGGAAAUUGCGGAAGAUAUCAACUAAUUAUUUUUGGGGGCGAAUUUUUGUUCUGGAUAUUUCUUACUUUUUGCCAGGGGAAAUACUUGAGAUGGGAUGAUGAAUCUUCUCUGCUUAAUCCUGAAAAUUCACUGUCUGAAUUUGUAAUCUGUUCUGUAAUAAAAACUUAUGCGGAAUGCCAUCGAAAAUUUCCGUAGGGGAUGCAUUUACUGCAGUGAAUUCUCAUAUUUAUUAUUUUAAAAGGCACAACUUUCCUCUGUGAAUUGAUAUUCAUUUCUUAACACUCAGAAAUAAAAAUUGAGAAUGAAAAAUCCGUUUCUCUUAUUAUUUACGUUUAGUUUCACAAUUACGAUUAUUUUUCCUCAACAUUUCUAACCGUGUAGAUGAUAAAUCAAUUAGUUGUAUCACAGAUUAUGGAUUAUCGGAGGUUUGGGCCUAAACGUGACUAAAUAUUCUGAUCAAUUAAACCAAUAAAAGCGACAUAUAUUUCUAGUCACAUAUUUACUUUCCUCUUCUCACACAUGGUCAUGAUUAUAUUCAUUUCGAAACCUCCUUCAUCUCAUUUCUAUAACAGGAACAACAAAUUAUUGAGUAAAAAUGGAGAGUAACCGUGUGGGUCACUCCCUGAUGAUUUUUGAAAAUAUUCUAUUAUUUAUUGCUCGUAAAAAAAUUGAUUGUACCUUAUGAUAUUAAAAUUAUCACCAUCCUGAAUGCGCAUUGUAUCCAUUGCUAUUUCCUUAGAUACCCCGCAGCCGCAAUAGUACCACAAAGAAACCCUGUUAAAUAAGGCCUCAGUAGAACCCAUAGUAUA
This is a messenger RNA of Diachasmimorpha longicaudata, 3545 nucleotides long. Its product is annotated as nephrin-like. The coding region runs from base 257 to 2296 and encodes 679 amino acids. Gene Ontology annotation, cellular component: cell-cell junction; plasma membrane. The transcript has 13 exons. NCBI's taxonomy places the organism in Eukaryota, Metazoa, Arthropoda, Insecta, Hymenoptera, Braconidae. The record is from RefSeq and is a predicted model, not a curated record. Gene Ontology annotation, biological process: cell-cell adhesion. Gene Ontology annotation, molecular function: cell adhesion molecule binding.